Messenger RNA from Meyerozyma guilliermondii ATCC 6260, 1371 nucleotides. RefSeq lists its product as uncharacterized. Lineage: Eukaryota; Fungi; Ascomycota; Pichiomycetes; Serinales; Debaryomycetaceae. Gene Ontology annotation, cellular component: fungal-type vacuole membrane. The coding region runs from base 1 to 1371 and encodes 456 amino acids. Gene Ontology annotation, biological process: transmembrane transport. The transcript has a single exon. The record is from RefSeq and is a predicted model, not a curated record. Gene Ontology annotation, molecular function: transmembrane transporter activity.
AUGCCAACCAUGCGUGGAAUCUUGCAAGAAAUUGGAUUUUACAACUUGGUGAAUUCACACAAGGAUGUGUAUGUUAUCAUUCUUCUUAGAAUGCUCCGGCUCGUUGGAUUCGGAGCAACUUCGCUUAUCAUUGCGUUGUAUCUUCGCGAACUUUCGUUUGAUGAUGAAUACAUUGGACUCUUUAUGACGCUCACAUUCAUUGGAGAUUUGGUCAGCAGCUUUUUGUUGGCGUUAGUUGCCGACCAAAUUGGACGACGCAACGUGCUUGUGAUUAGUUCGGUUGCUAUGGUUCUUACUGGAGUGGUUUUUUCAAUUAUUGAGAAUCGGAUCGUUUUAACUGUGGCCGCAGUGAUAGGAAUAUUGACUCCUAGUGGUGGUGAAGUUGGACCAUUUCGCUCAAUUGAGCAAAGCAGCAUUGCCUCGUUGGUUCCGGCCGAACAUAGGUCUGAUAUUUAUUCUUGGUAUACUUUUUUGGGAGCUUUUUGUGCUGCUUUGGGUUCAGUUUUGUGUGGAAAACUUGUCGAUUGGGCACAACUGUCUUUGGAUUACAGUUUGCUUGAUAGUUAUAAGCUUGCUUUUGGAGGUUAUACCGUUCUCGCGGUGAUUCUGGUGAUUCUUUCAUGUACGAUUUCAAGUGGAAUCGAAGUUGGAAUCGAAGUUCCAACUACUGGAGUUGCUACAGAAAGUGGUGAAGAAUCUCCAGACGCAGCCGGAGAACUCGCAAGACUCUUACCGGAAAGUGCCCAGCCAAAAAAGAAAAGCUUCACAAUUUCAAAUCUCUUCCCCAAACUUCUGCGAUCCAUAGUGGAUAUUGUCGUCAAGUUGUCGCUUCUUUUUGCUCUAGACUCGUUUGCCUCUUCGUUGGUAUCCAUGUCUUGGCAAUCGUAUUAUAUCAAGCAAAAAUUCCACAUUUCUGCUUCAGUAUUAGGAUCGGUAUUUUUCGCAACCGGUAUAGUGAGUGCAUUCACUUCACUACUUUCAACUUCUUUGACAAAGAGAUUAGGACCCGUGGUUACCAUGGUGGCCACACACCUUCCAGCAUCCAUUUUAUUGGCAUUGGUACCAUUACCGUCAUCUCUUUAUGUUACUAUGGCAAUUUUGGUGAUUCGAGCAUCGACUCAAUCCAUGGAUGUUGCACCAAAACAUGUCUUUUUGGCAACUUUGGUGCCCGAUUCUCAAAGAACAGCAGUGUUUGGAUGGGUAAAUGUGGUAAAGACGUUGGCUCAGGUUAUUGGUCCGUCGGUGGUGGGAGUCCUUAGUCAACAUGGAGUCCUCUGGGUGUCUUUUAUAAUUGCCGGAAGCUUGAAAGCUACCUAUGAUUUGGGGAUUCUUGGCACGUUUUUGGCGUACAACAGGCACCAUCAGCAUUGA